UGAACGCAUCCCGCCAGCAGAGCGCGUCCCUGCGCCUUGUACUGAAGAUGGGGAUGCCUCCUACCGGAGCACAAACCCACUCCCCGUUUUCCGUGAAAAGGAAAAGCCCUGUUGUUUUUUUAAACACUGUCAGAAAACCCAUGCUCUGCCAGCGCCUACACUACUCGCAGGACUCUCACAGGAUGCUGUCGAACAACCCUCACAUCGGGCGCAAAGUGACAGGCUGUUGGAUUUUCCUCUCCCUCUUUCAUAUCAACUUUUCUGCUGACAGCUCAGGAAAAGGCUCACAGAGCCAAGAUGAUAUACAUGUCAUCCACAACAAUCAACUGGACCUGCGGGAGAUAGUAUUCGUCCUCCAGAGUCAAAGCAACUCAUUCCAUGUGGGGCAGGCAGAAAGACGGAGAGCAGAUUUACUGAAGCAGGCACACAGUCUCACAGAGACACCACCUGUGGUUUUGCUUCUUCACAGUUUAUCAGAUAAUGAGGGGGGUUGGAGUAUCCUUCCUCUGCUUCCAUACUUAUCACACUCCUUUGGAAAAAACUCAUCCUGGAUUGUAUUUUUUGAAGAGGAAACAAAUGUGAAGAUGACUAAGCUUGUGCAGGUCCUCGCAAAAUUUGACAAGAAUAAAGAGUGGUUUCUUGGUAAGCCCCUCCAUGACGAAGAGUCAACCAUCAUCCAUCACUACGCCUUUGCAGAGAAUCCCUCCAUCUUUAAAUAUCCAGACUUUACUGCUGGUUGGGCCUUAAGCAUCCCCCUUGUUGUUCGGCUUGCAAACAAAGUGAGAGAUGAGCCACUUAAAUCUGACUUCACCAUUGACUUGAAACAUGAGGUUGCCUUGUAUAUCUGGGACAAUGGGAAUGGUCCACAUCUCACCCCUGUUCCUGAGCUGUGUACUGAGCCAGAGGACUCCCCUCAGACCAGCCACUGUGCCACCACUCUGAGCAACGAGCCUUCACUGUGUGGGGAGCCUGUAAAUAAGGAAGAUAUAUUUGUUGCUGUGAAAACGUGUAGGAAGUUUCACAGUGAAAGAGUUCCAGUGAUAAAGAAGACGUGGGAAAAGGAUGCCAUAUUUUUAGAGUACUACAGUGACCAUGCUGAUCCUUCAAUACCAACCAUUAAUAUAGGAGUACCAAAUACUGAAAGAGGCCACUGUGGGAAAACAUUUGCAAUCCUUCAAAGAUUUCUAAGCAGCUCUGUCCCAAACACCAAGUGGCUCCUUGUUGUGGAUGAUGACACACUUAUCAGUCUCCCCAGACUGCAAGUCUUGCUGAGUUGUUACAACCCUUCCGAACCAGUGUGUCUAGGAGAGAGGUACGGCUACGGCCUGAGCCAAGGCGGCUACAGCUACAUCACGGGAGGUGGAGGUAUGGUGUUCAGCAGGGAGGCUGUGGUCAGACUUCUCGACAGCGGCUGCAAAUGCUACAGCAAUGAUGCGCCGGAUGACAUGGUCCUAGGAAUGUGCCUAAAUGCUCUCGGACUUCCUGUCACACACAGUCCACUCUUCCACCAGGCACGCCCAGAGGACUAUGCCAGGGACUUCUUAGCUCACCAGGUGCCCAUCUCUUUCCAUAAACACUGGAACAUCAACCCGGUUGCUGUUUUCAAUAAAUGGCUUAAGGAUGACCUGGUGACAAAAGCUUCGGAUGGACUGAAUAAGAGCGCUAAGAUAGAGUUAUAGUAAUUUUAAGCACAGCACUAGCCUGUAUGAAUAUGUAUAUAUGUACAGCGUGUGUGUGUUAUGGAGUCAUGGAACUGAAAUAGUGUCCUUCGCAGAUGUAAAUGUUUUUGUAUUGUUGAUGUCGAACUGUAAUUAAGAGGGACCAUGGGCACGUGUGUCCAUGACUUAAUAUUUGAGUGUUUUCAUGACUGAGUUGCAUGUUGAGGUUACUGUUUUUUUGGAAAUAUUAAUGUUACAUGUGUAUAUUUAUAUCCUAUGUAUAUUCUUAACCUUACAGAGGAUAAUCUUCCUCUUUGGGAGAUACUGUAUCUUUCAAAAAGUCAAGAUCACUAAUACUGUACAAUUUGCUCUAUUUUGUCAUAAAGGUGUAAAUAUUUGA
Molecule: messenger RNA, 2058 nt
Organism: Micropterus dolomieu (smallmouth bass)
Lineage: Eukaryota; Metazoa; Chordata; Actinopteri; Centrarchiformes; Centrarchidae
Gene: b3glcta
Product: beta 3-glucosyltransferase a
Exons: 15
Coding region: 48-1679 (543 amino acids)
Cellular component (GO): membrane
Molecular function (GO): acetylglucosaminyltransferase activity
Source: RefSeq, a predicted model, not a curated record